CGCUGCUGACGACGUCACAGUCGCGUGGGCCCUUGUAGGUGCUUACGUCAUGGAGACGGAAACGGAAUCAAAAAGUAUAGACGACCCUCUCCCUUUCAGAACUGAUCUCCUUUGUGUGUGCACGCAGCGCCAGACGAUCAUAGAGCGUAGCGAGUUGGUCAUUGGGAUGGACUCGUAUUGAUCAGCCUCUGCGCACACGGGGGCUCUGACCACCAUUAUCCCCAACGCUGACUGACUGUUGUCAUCUGACGUGCUUCUCCCUGCUGCUCAUUACGAUGGAGUUUCAACGCUUGCUACCUCAUCUCGUUCCGAACGGGACGAUGCGACUGAUCAGGCCCUACCUGUCCACUGAGAGCAUCCUACCCGUCGGAUUGGGGAUGCUCUUGAUUCCUUUUCUGACUCGACUGUUAAAGCAUGUCAUAUCCUGGCUCCAAUUCAAGUUUGACGACUUCCUCUUUCCUACGGCUUACAUUUCAGCGGAAGAUGACGCCUUCAAAUGGAUCAUGGCUUGGCUAGCUCAAGAUCCCGAGGCUCAGCGGCAAAUGCACCAUUUUCAGCUCACCACUGCAGACAUCUCGAAUGGUAGGAACGCGAAGAACAAACUGGUCUCUGGUAUGACGACUACAGCUACAUGGACCACAUCAACUGUCAUCGGUCAGAUUCUACCAACGUAUGGCAAGACGAUCGCGAUUCAUCAUGAGGGGUCAUCGAUCUGGAUCAAUCGGCAUUCUGGCAAGUUUGCACGAAGUUCGCUGCACAACAAAGAUCACUUCAGGAUCAGAACUUAUGCGUUCCAGAACAAUGCACUUCGAGCGUUCUUAGUUGCAGCCCACGACGCCUUACACGCUAAGCAAGAGAAGGAGAUCCAUAUCUUCCAUCCAAAACGGAUUAACCCUAAUUGGCAGCUGCCGGUCUCCAGACCUCAUCGACCUUGGUCAUCAGUUCUCCUGCCCGGUAACAUCAAAGAGCACAUGCUCAAAGAUAUGAAAGCGUUCUUCUCUGACAAAGAGAUGAAAUGGUACGGAGCGAGGGGUAUACCACACAGGCGAGGGUAUCUUUUCCAUGGCUCCCCCGGCGCGGGCAAGACAACUCUCACGACCGCUUUGGCCAGCAAGCUGUCUCUCGAUAUCUACGCUAUCAAUCCUGGUCAGCGAGGCAUGGACGAUGCUAAGCUCAACAAGCUCUUGAGAGACUGCGCUCCCCGAUCUAUCAUUCUGAUCGAAGACAUUGAUUGUGUCUUUGGUCGAGAUGGAGUCAAGGACAGGCUCAUGGUCGAAGAUGAAGAGGGCAAUGUAGUCCCUCCACUCGACUCGAUCCGAGGAGAUCAACAAGGUCAAAGCUCAGCUCACCUCACUCCAAUGCUGGGAGGCUCACAUGAUCUUGCUCCGUCGACGGUCUCGCUUGCAGGCCUUCUCAACGCAAUCGACGGCGUGUCGAGUCAGGAGGGCUGCAUCCUCAUUGCAUCAACCAAUCACCUUGAGAGACUAGACCCCGCGCUCAGUCGGGCAGGUCGAUUCGACGUCAAAGUCUCGUUCGCCAACGCUAUGCCUACACAGGCGAGAGCUCUGUUCCAACACUUUUACCCCUUGGGGGAGUAUCCGACCGGGCAAGUCGUCAACGACAUUGACGAUAAGGUCGUGGACGACCUCAGCAUCAAGGUCGAGAAUCCCGCGUCACCUUAUUCGACUACUGAGAAGUCGAAAGUCUGCAUGACCUCUCAACCCCAACUAGACUCUCUCGCUGAUACUUUCGUACAUGGCGUCUUCCCAAUCGGCCGAUCUGACGCUGUUGGAGGAAACGAAGGGCUCGAGGUCUCCAUGGCGGCUUUACAAGCAUAUCUCCUCCAAUUCAAGGACGAUCCCAGCUCGGCGGCUGAACAUGCGGCUCAAUGGGCCAAAAGCGACGAAGUGGCUCACUGGCAAAGGCAGGCUUCCAGUGCCAUGCAAGGUUUCGGUUCUCUCCCUGGACCACGAGAGGCGCCUGUGACACCUUCAUCUGCUCUUCUGCCACGCUUUCAAGUGAAUGGGUUCAAGAAAUCGAAACUUGGGCACAGAGUGAAUGACUCUAAGCUGAAGAUCGAGGCUGUGAAAGCGGUCCUCCCCGCAGGAUCCGCAUCAGAGGACGGAUAAUGUCCGGUGUGUGAUCGUGUGCGACGACAGUAGACAUUUUGAAUGAGUGCAUGCUAUUUUAGAAUCCUGCAUUCUCCCUACAACGUCAACGUGCCCGACUGACUGGCCUCAGUGGCUGAACCUCCAUCCUGACUAGAGACGGACUAUCUUCAUCGUCAAAACAGACUUUCAGUGUCAAUUCAGUCUGUUUCUGCUCGCGACUGGCACCAGGGCCAGAAUUCUCAACAUCACCGGUUUUGAUUCCAACCACAAUCGUGGCACUCGACUUGCUCCUCCUCUCGGAUGUUCAUCUUGAGCACAUCAUCCCACUUGAGAAUAG
Molecule: messenger RNA, 2448 nt
Organism: Kockovaella imperatae
Lineage: Eukaryota; Fungi; Basidiomycota; Tremellomycetes; Tremellales; Cuniculitremaceae
Product: P-loop containing nucleoside triphosphate hydrolase protein
Exons: 12
Coding region: 276-2129 (617 amino acids)
Molecular function (GO): ATP hydrolysis activity; ATP binding
Source: RefSeq, a predicted model, not a curated record